Molecule: messenger RNA, 1031 nt
Organism: Monomorium pharaonis (pharaoh ant)
Lineage: Eukaryota; Metazoa; Arthropoda; Insecta; Hymenoptera; Formicidae
Exons: 3
Coding region: 31-1020 (329 amino acids)
Source: RefSeq, a predicted model, not a curated record
UGAAACGUGCGAUCAACACUCUCUGUUAACAUGGCUGAAAACAAAGAUAUGCGUGAGCGCGAGAAAAUCGCGAGAGAAAUUGAAAAAACGAGCGAAUCGAUUCGAAAGAAACAUCGUGCUCUAAAAACCGGCAGGAUCGAAGAGGAUAUCGUGACUAAGAGACACUUUGAACCGUUGAUCGAACCGCUGCAAAAGAUUAUUGACAAUUCCGGCGUACGCGCGAUAAAAGAGGAGCCGAUCGGUAACGUUUCGUUCACCCGUAAACGUGAGAAGGAAGAGGGGGAAGAAUAUGCCAGUAAGAAAAAACGGUCGAACGUCUCGUUCGAUAUCUCUGCAACACCGCAAAAAUCUAAUCAUUUACAAAUUUCAAACGACGUACCAAUGAUAACCUCUACACCGCGUCCUACAACCGUACAACCGAUAGAAUCGCUUGAGAAUGUUUUCGAAACGACGGAUGACUCGCUUGCGACGAUUGUUCGAAAUCAAUUACAGACGUCGCAAGGACGAAAAGCAUUGCAAGCUCAAUUUGGUCCGCUGAGUCAAAAAUAUGUCGUGACUGUCCUGAGCGGUAACCGAGAGAGCGAUGUAGACAUAGACAAUAUAUACGGUGUUCGUCUCGAGAAUAAUGGAAUGAUGCUCGGUAAUAAACAUUUCGAUGUGGACAACGAGGAUAAUAUAAUUAUCGACAAUGUACGUUACGCUGGUACACCUGGUCUUUACGAAUUGAUCUUCAAGAAAAUCCCCGCCGAUGACAUCUACACAGAUGAUGAUUUACAAAAGUACAAAAGCAUAUUGUUUGCUACAAACGUGCAUAGACGCAAUUACACCAAGGACAGUCAAUUACGAAGCAACAGAGGAUACAAGUACAAACACCUGAUCGCACCGUUAAUGUCGAUCGAACCUACGCCGAAAACGAAGAAAUCUGGAAAGGGAUUACCUCACGCUAUGACGUUAAAUGAUAACGCGAUCGAUUACGUGCACUGGGACAAUCCCAAUGAACUGGUAGAUCGUCUGCGUUGAUACCACUGUUU